Messenger RNA from Penicillium oxalicum, 582 nucleotides. RefSeq lists its product as uncharacterized. Lineage: Eukaryota; Fungi; Ascomycota; Eurotiomycetes; Eurotiales; Aspergillaceae. The coding region runs from base 1 to 582 and encodes 193 amino acids. The transcript has a single exon. The record is from RefSeq and is a predicted model, not a curated record.
AUGGGCAAGGAUGACUGGCUCGUUGCCUUUGCACCCAUCACCCUGAUCUCCACGGGAGGCUUUCUCGCCACGAAUUUCUUCCGAAAUCGCGAAAGCACCGGCGACAUCGACUAUCUAUUGGACCCCCAAUGGGCGCACGAUAACGAGAUCAAGAAACCGCUACAGAACGCCAUCACCCGCGCGGCCCGGCGUCUUGGAUUCAUCGACGACUGGGUGAACGAAGAACUGGCGUUCUUUGUCCCCGAUCAAUUUCGGCAACUCCUCUUUGAAAAGGCGGAGGAGCAGAAUAUUGUUCUCUGGGAGGGUCGAUAUCUUCGUGUUCUGGCCGUGCCCUUGGAGUGGGCGCUGGAGCGGAAACUCCGUCGCAUCCACCACAGCAAACGGCAUGCGAAACGGGGAUCGGAUAUUGCUGACGUGCUUGCAAUUUUGCAUCACCUGAGAAGGCAGAAUGGUGGACCGCUGAAUCGAGAGUAUAUCCGAACGCUCAACAUAUGCUCCUUUGAAACGGCCCCAGACGACGCAACGAUGGUCGAAAUCGCUACUGCGUAUCGGCAGCAAUACGAUAAUGACGUCUUUUUCUGA